This is a messenger RNA of Orycteropus afer afer, 366 nucleotides long. RefSeq lists its product as uncharacterized. NCBI's taxonomy places the organism in Eukaryota, Metazoa, Chordata, Mammalia, Tubulidentata, Orycteropodidae. The record is from RefSeq and is a predicted model, not a curated record. The coding region runs from base 1 to 366 and encodes 121 amino acids. The transcript has a single exon.
AUGGCUGACGGACCCUUUCAGCGCAAACCCUGGGGUCCCGAGCAGGUCCACCCAGACGACGACCCUGACUCCGAAGGCCUGUUUGACAAGCCGCCCCCAGAGGAGCUGCCAGCAGCCGGCGCGCCCAAGCCCGCGUCGACCACGGGCAAGAAGGCUGGUCGGCGUGCGGGCGGGAAGACGCAAGGGUCCCGGGCUGGGCAGUCGCCGAAAACUGCCGGCGUCCUGCCGCCCAAGGAGGAGGCGCCUCCCCAGGACGAGGGCUGCUAUCUCGACCACUUCCCGCACCUCUCCAUCUUCAUCUACGCGGCCAUCGCCUUUUCCAUCACCUCCUGCAUCUUUACAUAUAUCCAUUUACAGCUUGCCUAA